This is a messenger RNA of Ipomoea triloba (trilobed morning glory), 3945 nucleotides long. RefSeq names its product kinesin-like protein KIN-4A. Gene Ontology annotation, biological process: mitotic spindle organization; microtubule-based movement. NCBI's taxonomy places the organism in Eukaryota, Viridiplantae, Streptophyta, Magnoliopsida, Solanales, Convolvulaceae. The transcript has 26 exons. The record is from RefSeq and is a predicted model, not a curated record. Bases 297 to 3428 code for a protein of 1043 amino acids. Gene Ontology annotation, molecular function: microtubule motor activity; microtubule binding; ATP binding.
CUCUUCUCUAUUACACAUCCAGCCAUUUGGUCUAUUCCCUUAACUACCCAUUCUUCUCUCUCUCUCUCUCUCUCUAUUUCCUCUUUCUUUCUGUCAUCAGUCUUCUCUAUUGGCUUCUCUCUCUCUCUUGGUGCAGUUGCAGCAUCACUUUCUGGUCCCUAGCCUUGCUCUUCAGGCCACUUCUGUGAAAAACUUCUUGGCUAACUGUUUUUUCCAGCCCCAAUCACACAUUUUUUCCCUUUUUGGCUCUUUUGUGUUUUGGGCCUCCUGGCAAGUGUUUGGGGGGAUAGUUUUCUAUGGAUGCUGCUAAUUCUGUGGAGGAUUGCUGUGUCAAAGUGGCAGUUCAUAUUAGGCCACUCAUUGGAGAUGAGAAGCUCCAGGGUUGUAAAGAUUGUGUUACACUGGUCCCUGGGAAGCCUCAGGUGGUAAUUGGCUCACAUUCCUUUACUUUUGAUCAUGUUUAUGGGAGCACCGGCUCUCCUUCGUCUUCCAUGUAUGAAGAAUGUGUUGCUCCUCUCGUUGAUGGCUUGUUCCAAGGCUAUAAUGCAACUGUUCUAGCCUAUGGUCAGACGGGUUCGGGGAAGACAUACACCAUGGGUACCAGUUUCAAAGACGGAUACCAAACGGGACUUAUUCCCCAAGUAAUGAAUUCUUUAUUCAGCAAAAUUGAAACUUUGAAGCACCAAACGGAAUUCCAACUGCACGUAUCCUUCAUUGAGAUACAUAAAGAAGAAGUACGAGAUUUGCUGGACCCCAGUUCUAUUAAUAAAGCAGAGGCUGCAAAUGGACAUGUUGGCAAGGUAACCAUCCCUGGGAAGCCACCAAUACAAAUUCGUGAAACAUCGAAUGGUGUUAUUACUUUAGCGGGGUCCACUGAAUGCAGUGUCACGACUUUGAAAGAAAUGGCUGAUUGCUUGGAGCAAGGAUCACUAUGCAGGGCAACGGGCAGUACAAACAUGAACAAUCAGUCGAGUCGCUCUCAUGCCAUUUUUACCAUUACAAUGGAGCAAAUGCAAAAGCUGAGCCCAAUAGUUUCCAAUGAUGCAAAUAAUAAUGACUGCAUGACUGAAGAAUAUCUUUGUGCCAAGUUGCAUUUGGUGGACCUUGCUGGAUCAGAACGUGCCAAAAGAACAGGAUCUGACGGUCUCCGUUUUAAAGAAGGAGUUCACAUUAACAAGGGACUUCUUGCCCUUGGAAACGUUAUCAGUGCACUUGGGGAUGAGAAAAAGCGGAGAGAAGGUGUUCAUGUUCCAUAUCGGGAUAGUAAACUCACUAGGUUAUUGCAGGAUUCACUUGGUGGAAACAGUAAAACGGUCAUGAUAGCAUGCAUUAGCCCAGCUGAUAUAAAUGCUGAAGAAACUCUUAACACUUUGAAGUAUGCAAAUCGAGCUCGGAAUAUCCAGAACAAGCCAGUUGUUAACAGAGAUCCAGUAUCCAAUGAGAUGUUGAAAAUGCGCCAACAGCUAGAGUAUUUACAGGCAGAGCUUUGUGCCCGAGGAGGAGCUGCUUCGUCUGGUGAAAUUCAGGCACUUAAAGAUAAGAUUGCUUGGCUUGAAACUACUAAUGAAGAGCUAAGUAGAGAAUUACAUGAAUACCGGAGCAAAUGUGCUGCCCCUCAACCAUGUGGUAUAGACACUAAAGUUCGUGGUACCUUUCCAGUAAAAAGUGAAGGGCUUAAAAGGGGUUUGCAAAGUAUGGAGUCAUCUGAUUAUCCAAUGACUGAGAAUGAAACUCUAGCAGGCGAUCUUGGAGACAUGGAUGAAGAAGCAGCAAAAGAGUGGGAACACACUCUUCUGCAAGAUUCUAUGGGCAAAGAAUUAAAUGAGUUAAACAGACGGUUGGAACAAAAAGAGUCCGAGAUGAAGCUUUAUGGAGGGUUUGACACAACGGCUCUUAAACACCAUUUUGGAAAAAAGAUACUGGAACUUGAAGAGGAGAAAAGAGCUGUGCAGCAAGAUAGAGAUCGCUUGUUAGCUGAAGUCGAAAACCUUUCUGCUAAUUCUGAUGGACAAGCACAGAAGUUGCAAGAUAUCCAUUCCCAGAAACUUAAAGCUCUUGAAUCACAGAUACAAGACCUUAAGAAGAAACAAGAGAGCCAGGUUCAACUUUUAAAGCAGAAACAAAAGAGCGAUGAAGCAGCAAAAAAAUUACAGGAUGAAAUACAAUCCAUCAAGGCACAGAAGGUCCAAUUGCAACACAAGAUUAAACAAGAAGCUGAACAAUUCCGUCAAUGGAAGGCAUCUCGAGAAAAGGAAUUGUUGCAGCUAAGGAAGGAGGGAAGAAGGAAUGAAUAUGAGAGGCAUAAACUGCUAGCUCUGAAUCAACGCCAGAAAAUGGUUCUUCAAAGAAAGACAGAGGAGGCUGCAAUGGCUACCAAGAGGCUGAAAGAAUUGCUUGAAGCACGAAAAUCUUCAGCUCGGGAAAACUCAGUGAGUAACAAUGGAAAUGUAGCAAAUGGACAGAGCAAUGAGAAGUCCUUACAGCGUUGGCUUGACAAUGAACUUGAAGUAAUGGUCAAUGUUCAUGAAGUUCGUUACGAGUAUGAGAAGCAGAGCCAAGUGAGAGCUGCAUUGGCUGAGGAACUAGCUGUUUUGAGACAAGUUGAUGAAUUUGCCUUGAAAGGGCUUAGCCCUCCGAGAGGAAAAAAUGGUUUCUCGAGAGCAUCUUCAAUGUCUCCAAAUGCCAGAAUGGCAAGGAUUGCUUCUCUCGAGAACAUGCUAGGCAUUUCAUCGAACUCUCUAGUUGCAAUGGCCUCACAGCUCUCGGAAGCAGAAGAGCGAGAGCGUGCCUUCAGCAACCGUGGCCGCUGGAACCAACUACGCUCGAUGGGCGAUGCGAAAAACUUGCUUCAAUAUAUGUUCAACUCUCUAGCAGAUGCAAGGUGCCAACUUUGGGAGAAGGAACUUGAAACUAAGGAGAUGAAAGAGCAGAUGAAAGAACUUAUCAGUGUAUUACAAGAGAGUGAAAUUCGAAGAAAGGACAUCGAGAAGGAGCUGAAGAUGAGAGACCAAACUGUUGCUAUUGCGUUGGCAACUUCAGCUUCGGGGAACUCAAACAAGCACUUAGCCGAUGAAAUGAGCAGUCCCUUGUCUCCAAUACCCGUGCCUGCACAGAAACAGCUCAAAUACACACCCGGGAUUGCUAAUGCUUCAACCAGAGAAUCAGCAGCCUUUGUAGAUCAAGCACGGAAGCAGAUGGUGCCAAUGGCAAUGGGACAGUUAUCGAUGAAGAAAUUAGCGAUUGUAGGGCAAGGCGGGAAGCUUUGGAGGUGGAAGAGAAGUCAUCACCAGUGGCUAUUACAGUUUAAAUGGAAAUGGCAGAAGCCUUGGAGACUCUCUGAAUGGAUCAGACACAGCGAUGAAACAAUCAUGCGGACAAAGCCUUAUGGGCAUUCCCUACCUAAUAUCUCAGCUAGAAAUGGUCAUUAGCAAGAGUGCGAGGAAUGUAAAUUCCCCAUUUGACAUCUGUUCACCCGAUACAUGGUAAAGGAAGUGCUCCGAAAUAAGAGAAGGUUGCGUUUUAGUCAGUGGAAGCAGCAGGGGGAGUUUGUUUCAGCUGUAAUGGAAGAACCGUAUUUUAGGGGACGAGAAUUUUUGGUCUUAGAUAAUCAUCAAAACAUCUUGUGAAUAUGUUGUGUUGCUGCUUCAUAGAGUCACCAGAGUAAUCAAACAACUGCACAUGAGAUCUAGAUAAAAGGAUUUGAAAUGUCUGAUUGACUGAUAAGAAGGAAAUGACAGAUGGUGUGUAUAGAUUUUGGUUUUUUUUUUUUUUUAAAAAAAAGUAUGAUAAUAGGAUAUUCUUAGGUAACAGCAAUGUCAAGAGGCUAUUUUUUUCCCUCUAUUUUCAUUCUUUUGAUUUGUUUUUGGUAACAAUUUGUGUAUAGUGUGUAAGCACAGUAUUGGUUUUAGUAAAAAUAAGAAAAUGAGUUCUGAAGUGUUCUCUGCA